Achroia grisella is the source of this 2090-nucleotide messenger RNA. RefSeq lists its product as uncharacterized. Bases 131 to 613 code for a protein of 160 amino acids. Gene Ontology annotation, biological process: sleep; regulation of synaptic transmission, cholinergic; positive regulation of voltage-gated potassium channel activity. The transcript is spliced from 4 exons. The record is from RefSeq and is a predicted model, not a curated record. NCBI's taxonomy places the organism in Eukaryota, Metazoa, Arthropoda, Insecta, Lepidoptera, Pyralidae.
UCUGUGCACUGAAUUCAAUCGGCUCAAAUACAAAUAACAAUAACUGUCAUUGCCAGGCGGCAUCGUAUGUAUUUUUAUUUGGAAAAGAGAAUUAAUGAACGUUUUGUGAUCUAUCACAAUUUGACGAGCCAUGAAGUAUAUCUUGGCAUUCCUGUUGUUAGCCACAACAUAUAAUUCGUGUUUGGCAAUAUGGUGUUAUCAGUGUUCAUCUGCCACUCCUGGAUGCUCAGAACCCUUCAACUGGAGGGGUGUAGGGUAUUUAGGAAAUCCAUGUCCUGACAAUGAUGAUUAUUGUAUUAAAUUGAUUGAAAGGAAAGGAGCACAAACAGUAAUCACAAGGGAUUGUUUGAGCAACUUUCGAGCAUUCCGAACAGACAUUCCAGCUGAUACAUAUGAGGGUUGCAGACCCGCAGCAAAGGAUGUUAAUUUGGCAAAUUAUGUCAAUAACAGUAUUAAAGAACUUGACUUAAAAAGGGAAUGGUAUGACGAGACAAUGUGGUGUUUCUGUUUCCUCGACCAUCGAUGUAAUGGCGUGACAAAUGUUACAACAUCAAUGGCGUUGCUAAUGCUUUCAAGUAUUGUGAUGCUGGUCACAAAUGUAUCAUUAUUUUGAUAUUUUCUCACUUUUCAAGUAAAAUUUGACACAUGACAAUAGGUAUAUUUCACCAAAUAUGAAUUGUAAUAUAAAUAAGUAUCUAUGUAUAUAUAUCAGAAUUGUAUAACAUGUGUCUAAUAUGCCUUAACAAUUUUACAAAUGAAAGAUUAUGUUUUUUUUUGGUAAAAUAUCUUUAUGUUUUAAAUCAUAACAAGGGCAUGAUAAUUCUAAUAGACUGGUAGAGAAUCUCAUUUUAUGAUUUAAUUAUAUUGAUACAAACAUGUAUGUAGAAUAACUUGUACAUUUAGUAGUAAAGUAUAGUGUAACUAAAGUAUAACUAACUCUUUUAUCAAAGUGAAAUGAACUUAUUGUGCUUAUAUGUACAAUGUUUUAUCUUGUACUUUCAAGAUUGAUAGAGUAUCGACUAUCAAGUUGAUAGAUUUGAUAUCAGGUUGAUAGUAUCAACCCUCAUUCUAAUAUUUAAGAAGUAUAUGCCUAUUUCGUGGUGAUUUACAUCAAUAAUCUAAUUCAGGGUUUCUGAAACUUGACUCACAAACAUCUGUUAAAACUAUCAGAUAACAGUAUACCUAUUAUCUAACUAAUUAACUUCCUCUCUCCCUCAAGAAAAUAAGAUUUUUAUAUCAAUAUAAAAGGUAACAAAUACAGUACCAAAAUAAAUAUCUUUUUAAUCUGUAUUAAUGUAAUGGGUGGACUGUUGUGGAGAUAUUUGUGCUGCUUUUGUACAAAGUACCAAGUGUAAAAACCCACUCUCAUAUAAAUAUGUCGUGGCAAAAGGUAAAAGAAAAUUCACCGCCGUGCGUAAGAGUUAUAUAGGGUUACAAUUACCAUUCUUUAAAUAUUGUCGCAAACGUCUUACAUCCGAAUGGCGUACGUCGAGAAGAGUUCGCGUACUCCACUUUGAUAUACCCUGGUCUAAUUCAUACGGAUUAUUUAAGGACUUAUUAAUAAUAUCACUUGAAUAAUUCAAGGAUUUUAUUUACGUGACUGUUAACUAUGUAGUGUCACCUUUUUAACAAACCCAAUAACGCCGUGACGGUAGUGCGACAUUCGUAGAUAUAACUCUAUUAAACUAUCUUUAUCGGGAAUGACACACGGUCGUCACGCUUGGCAGCACGUAGCCGAUAGCCUGACUAAUGUCAUAGGUAUAGUUUAGUAAAUUACAACUACGGUCCAUUCAACUUCUCUUUUUAUAAUCAUGAUUUUGUUGUAAAAGGGCUAUAUACGAAUUAAUACAUUGCCGUCGCGUGGCCACUUCUGUGCAUCCCAUUGCCAAUAUAGUCGUUAAUAUUUAAUGUGGAGGUCUAAGAGAAUUGAUGUAUAUCUAAGACAGAUAGAAACAUUUUCUUUCGUGAUAGGUACCAUAGAGUAGUUAGUUGUAAUAGUACAAGUAUCAAAGUGCCUAAGUAAUUUAAGCUAAUAACUGUUGCUAAUCCAUUUUUAAGACAAUUAUAAUUUGUUGUUAUAGUUACAAAAA